CCGUCCAGGAAGCGCGUCAACGACGUCGGAGUCCAUGGCAAUGAAACGGUCGCAGGGAGGGCCAGGACCGUUGUCGUCCUCAGUCAGGCGAGUAGUCGAUCUGAUGCGACCGGGGGGAGGAAGGGACGCGGAGACACAUAGACUCUCACUUAUCUCCCUAAACCUUCCCUCCCUCUUUCUCUCUCUCUCUCUCUCUUUCUCACUCCGUCACUCGCUGCGCGUGGCCCGAAAUGUGCAAGGUUGAUUGAGCUUGUGAGGAUCCGAGCUCGCCUGCAAGCACCGAGGGUGACAGGAGGGCAGACAGUGAGGCAGGCAGGCAGGCAGGCAGAUAUGGGAGCAGGGAAGUGCAGAGCGGAGCUGAUAGUAUUCUGCAACGUCUGGCCGGGGGCUAAAGCGGGUCGACUCUCAAUGGUCACUGACUGACCCACUGAGCGUCCGUCCGGCCGUCCUGGGCUCAGAUCCCAGCAGGCGAUUCUGACUGUCGUGUCUGCCAAGAGAUCCUCCGCCUGCGGUACGAUCGAUGCACAGACGGAACGGCUGGCUUGCAACCUCAUUUAUUGACUCGUCGUCCGUUCCGCUCGUCGACCUCGACCUGUUGGUCCUCGCCUCCGGCCGGCGUCGCCAUGGGCUCCCGGCGACGGUCCGGCCUUGAGCAUUGCGGACAUGGCAGGAGAUCGAUGCAGAGCCGAGCAGAGCAUAGCAAGCAGCGGAAGAAAGGACUGUUCGUCUGAUGUCUGUACGACAUCAAAAGCGUCCCCCUCUCUGUCCUAUAUUUAUUGAGGUUGGAAAGCUGAGUGAAUGAGGCUUCGCUGCGAGCCACUCACUGGCUUCGGUGCCGAGAUGGAAGUGGAGUGGCAGCUGUUCACUACUCAGCAUCGGCUAUGGAGGGAGCAUUUUCAGUUUGGUGUUAAAGUUGAGGUCAUGAGACAGUCGGGAUUCAUACAGAGAGAGAGGGAGGGAAAGAGAGAGAAGACGAGAGCCCGGUCCCACCAACGCCUAGGUCAAUCGCAGCAGCAGCUAACUCCAACAUCGAGACUGCUCUUCUGUCUCGCAGCUCGAUAGUUGCAAUCUCCGAGAGUCCCAACGGGAUAGGUCCGGUCCGAUCUUCAGAGCGCCCGAAGACUUGGCGCAGCUGUGAAGGAGUUGUAGAUCAUACACCAGAAGGUUCAGAUCUCUAUGGCAAGCUAAUGGCGAUCCCGUAUGCAUCAGAAGAAUGCGUUUCUGCGAGAUCAUGAUAACCAUUGUACAGAAGGGGAAACCCAUCGAGUCAAGCCUAACGCAAGUCUAGUGGUAGGUGCGAAAGUAGAUCCACUCUUGUCCUGGUCGCACUAAUAAAGCUUUGGGAUGGACAAAACAAACUGCGAGAGUAGUUCGAAAGUAGGUAGUUCCAGAAAUUUAAUUUGUGCCACUUCCGUGCUUUCCUUUCUGAUGUUGCAGUUUAAUAUGGACACCUCAGUCUACACAAAUCUGAUUGGUACACUCUCAAAUUCGGGAAUCCAGAGUCUGGGGGGAAGGUUUUAUCAGUAAACAUGUCCGAAUAAACUUGAACAAAUGUGGAGGAAAUCAUGAGACUCUUCUUUCCCAAUGCUCACGUCCAUCAUUGCUUCCCCACUUGCAAGCAACUUGAGCAGAGGAUAUUGUGGAUUUUCACUUGCAAUAAUUGGUGGGACCACAGACCGGCAAGUCAGCUUUGAAUUUAAAAUUGCAGAUUUUUCUCAUCGAUGGGUCCAAUGAUUUUCGAGCAUGAGGACCGAAGGGGUGAAACCUGCUCGAGCUUUCCAACUUCUAAAAAGCUCGGGUUUGAGAAUCCUGCAUAGUACGAGGUCAGUCUAGCUGUGACAUUCCGUAUGAUGAAUUCAACAGCAAUAUCAAACUUGCACACGUGUGUUUCUAUCACACCACAUUAUGCUCACCUUCGUCACAUGUGACAAUAAAAUAUACAUUGGACUACUAGCUU
Marchantia polymorpha subsp. ruderalis is the source of this 1957-nucleotide messenger RNA. The record is from the annotation of a GenBank genome assembly. Lineage: Eukaryota; Viridiplantae; Streptophyta; Marchantiopsida; Marchantiales; Marchantiaceae.